GGCGAGAAAGGGCAAAUAUCUAGCUGGAGGACAACCCCCAGCAACUCUCGGGACUGAGGAGUCCAGUUUUAACCAGCAAGGAUUACUGACACACAUGAUUUCCGCUCACUCAUUUAUUUGUUUCAGGGACCACAUCGAUGAGACCAUUACGAUCGAGCCAGGUCGACCAAACGGGUUCAGUCCGGUGAGACUAACUGUCAGCUUUACUGCAGGCAUUCUGCCAGCCCACUUACAGACCAUGGCAGUUUGUCACGGCGGAGCUCUGGCAGUCAUCCGUGCCAAAACCUUCCCGCAGUUUCUGCGGGACGGUGCUGUCAUUGGCCUCCAAUUCGGUGGCAACCACGGCGUGACUAUCCUUAUGGACAGCUUUGAAAAGGCUCGUAUACAGCGAACCGUGAUAAUAGCAGUUGAUGGCACUGGAAGCAGUGUUGAUGCUAGUAAUAGUGACCAUAUUUCCGGGUCUGCAAAAACAGUUGCUCGGCCCCGGUUGAAGAUUGUCUGUGGUCCAACAUUCUCAAAUCGCCGAAACUUGACAUCGAAAAUACAUACGAUAUACUCGAGGUGGGAGAGGUACAUUCAGGCCGGUAUAAGGUCCAUGUGGAGGUUGAUGUGGAGAACGCCGUGCUGUAUUAUUCACAUCAGUUUGAUCAGGAUCCCGGCGACCCAGGGCUGGCAUUGGAACUAGAUGUCUACGUUGAUCCUGGAAUCAAUUGAAUGCUUGCUGUGCAAUGCAGCGAGCCCAGCCAUUCUCCAGGUCUACAUAGGGCGGUCUAGAGGAAUAUAUCCGAAGAGCGUGGGCAAUCCUCUGAAUAGAUGGUAGAGGUUCUUACUCAAGGGUGUCCGUGAAAGCUAUAACUAUGAUUGGAAGAUAAGCAGAGACCUGUGUAUAUACGAGUCGGCUGAAUACAUUUCAUUCCCGC
This is a messenger RNA of Pseudomassariella vexata, 920 nucleotides long. RefSeq lists its product as uncharacterized. The transcript is spliced from 3 exons. The record is from RefSeq and is a predicted model, not a curated record. Bases 95 to 685 code for a protein of 196 amino acids. NCBI's taxonomy places the organism in Eukaryota, Fungi, Ascomycota, Sordariomycetes, Amphisphaeriales, Pseudomassariaceae.